GCUGAGCCUCAAUAGGAAACUCGUACUUCCAAUUAUUUAACUGGAGGAGAGGGUCCGAUAUCCUGAACAGCAGGAAAAUAACCCACGUCGCUUGCCCUGGCACCACCGCUCCCAAGACACUGUUUCUUCUUUCGCAGGUGCCUCCAGAUGGCCCAAGCGGAACCCACUAGGCCUAUCAAAGCAAGCGUUCCCAUGCCGGCGCUCAUUGCAAUGCCAGCAACUGCGCCGGCAGAGGCGCCGCUGUUCAUACUCCCGGAUCUAGGCAACGCAGUUGGGGAUGCUUCAACCGGUGUUGAAGCUAUUGUCAAAGUCGAAGCCGUCGACGUAGGGGACGUGGACGUUGUCGCCGAGGUGGAUGCCACGGAGUCAAUAAUGUCGGAGUAAUGGCAAGUGAUGUCUCCCACAAAGGCACUGGUUGAACAUCUGGAUAAAGUUCACUGGGCUUAAAGU
Messenger RNA from Colletotrichum phormii, 450 nucleotides. RefSeq lists its product as uncharacterized. The transcript has a single exon. The record is from RefSeq and is a predicted model, not a curated record. The coding region runs from base 148 to 384 and encodes 78 amino acids. NCBI's taxonomy places the organism in Eukaryota, Fungi, Ascomycota, Sordariomycetes, Glomerellales, Glomerellaceae.